CUGAGGACCCCAGUAGUGGGUUCCGGCACAGCAAUGUGGUGGCAUUCAUCAACGAGAAGAUGGCCAGACACACAAAAGGCCCCGAGUUCUAUCUCGAGAAUAUAUCCUUAUCCUGGGAGGAGGUGGAAGACAAGCUCAGGACUAUCCUGGAGAACAGCGAGGUGCCCAGCGAGGUUAAAGAGGCUUGCACCUGGGGCAGCCUGGCCUUGGGCAUGCGCUUUGCCCACAGGCAGGCAGAAUUACAAAAUCACAGGGUGCAGUGGCUGCAAAACUUAGCCAAACUGCACAGAUCAGCUGCGCUGGUCUUGGCCUCAAACCUGACGGAACUCAAGGAAAAGCAGGAGAUGGAAUGCAAUGAGGCGACCUUCCAGUUGCAGCUGACCCAGACCAGCCUUGUGGAGGUGCAGAGAGAGCGGGACAUGCUGAGAUGGAAGCUCUUCCAUGCCGAGCUGUCAUCUCCCCAGGGUCAGGGCCAGGCUAUUGUGUUUCCAGGCCUGGCCACUGCUGGAGGGGCUUGGACAGGAGCAGAUGAACAGGAAAAAGAGGUGGCUACUGCCGGUGCUGCUAGAGAAGGAGAGGAGAGGUAUGCAGAGGCGGGGCCUGCCCUGGCAGAGGCCUUGCAGGGACUGGGAGGAGGCUUCAGGCAGCCUCUUGGAGUUGUGGAGCAGACAAAUUACACCUUUGGGGAAGGAGGAGGAAGAUCUCAGGUCAGUACAAACAGCCGUGUCUUAUUUCGCUGGGCCUGGGUCCACAGCCUCACUGGAGCCUAUUCCUGUCCAGCUCCCUGCCUCAUUCACAUACUCAUACUCAUACGCAUGCCCUUUGUCUGCUUUCUAAGCCAUACCCACUAUACCCCCUCCACCAGCAAUGGUCAUAGUACCGGUUCCAACCCAGAUGCCUUCCAAUUGGGGGUCCUCUGAUGCUAGCCUGUGGUCUGAUGUGGGGACCCAGGGAAUAGACCCUCAAGAGCCCCCAAGAGACAGGAGAGACUCUGAACCCCAUCAGCAGAGAAGACCUCCAGUAUAUCUCAGGCCCUGGGACUGGGACUGCCCGUGGUGUAAAGCUGUGAAUUUUUGAUGGAGGGAAAAUUGCUUCCUCUGUGGGAGGCUAAUCUGGCUGCAAAAGCCUCAGUAAAUUGAGAAAUGUAAAA
This is a messenger RNA of Cebus imitator (Panamanian white-faced capuchin), 1150 nucleotides long. It is a transcript of the gene TEX13B, whose product is annotated as testis expressed 13B. Lineage: Eukaryota; Metazoa; Chordata; Mammalia; Primates; Cebidae. The record is from RefSeq and is a predicted model, not a curated record. The transcript is spliced from 2 exons. Bases 60 to 920 code for a protein of 286 amino acids.